Eremomyces bilateralis CBS 781.70 is the source of this 1860-nucleotide messenger RNA. Its product is annotated as Formyltransferase. Gene Ontology annotation, cellular component: mitochondrion. Bases 67 to 1770 code for a protein of 567 amino acids. Gene Ontology annotation, biological process: conversion of methionyl-tRNA to N-formyl-methionyl-tRNA; biosynthetic process. The transcript is spliced from 2 exons. Gene Ontology annotation, molecular function: methionyl-tRNA formyltransferase activity. Lineage: Eukaryota; Fungi; Ascomycota; Dothideomycetes; Eremomycetales; Eremomycetaceae. The record is from RefSeq and is a predicted model, not a curated record.
CAUAUUCUGGAGAAGAGACGCCGUGUCUCACUGAGAUCUAGUCAGGAUUGAUAACAAUGAACAGACAUGUCUAGAGCGAGGUCAAUUGUACCCUGCCUCCGCCCAAUCCUUCGACAUGCUUCAUCGUGUAGCCCUGGAUGGGCAUCCGCAGCCCGGUCCUCUCCUCUGGACCUGAGAGGAAACGAGAGGGCAUUGGUCGCAUGGUCUUUCGGACAGACGAGAUGGUCUCAUAAUAAAACGCACAUCGAAGACGACAAGCCGCAUAUUCUGUUCUGUGGAUCCGAUCAUUUCAGUAUCGCGGCCCUUCAAGCGGUCCUCAAGCGGGUAGAAGAUGGGACGGUCGGGUCAGUGUCCGUGGUCUGUCGACCUGGGAAGCGAGUUGGUCGAGGGCUGAAGGAGAUACGAGACGUCCCGCUCAAGAUAUUCGCCCAAUCCCACAACCUCCCUCUCCACGUCCUCCCCGCUGAUACAUUCACCAAAUGGACACCACCGACCUCCCCCUCCCUCAUCAUCACCGCUUCCUUCGGCCUUUUGGUCCCUCCGCGCCUUUUACGACUCGCAAAACACGGCGGCAUCAAUCUCCACCCGUCCCUUCUCCCCGACCUACCUGGCGCCGGACCCAUCCACCAUGCGCUGUUGCAAGGACGGGAGUGGACGGGUGUGACCGUGCAGAGGCUGCAUGAGACGAGCAUGGAUACAGGGACGGUAGUGGCGCAGCGGUGGGUAAAGGUUGAGGAGGGCAUGAGCGUGGAGGAGUUAGUAGGAUCGGUCACGGAAGAGGGGGCGAGGGUACUGGGCGCCGUGAUUGAUGGGAGGAAGUUUGUGCGAAGACAGUCAGACGUCGAUAGCCACGGUGUCACUGUCGUAGAAUCGAGCGAUACCCAGCCGGCAGAGUCAAGCACGAACGUCGACCCAGCCCAGCCCCUACCCACCGCGCCAUCCGUUCAUGCAGAAACAGAGGCAGAGGCCGAAUCUCCCCGCCGCCUCAUCAUCUCCCACGCCCCCAAAAUCACCCCCUCAGACCGCCGCAUCGCCUGGCCCACCAUGUCCGCUCGCCACAUAGCGCGCCGUUCCCGCAUCCUCGCGAACCUCUGGGACACCACGACGUACGACGCUUGCAUGGACCAGGUGAGCCCUCACCCCUCCUCCGAUCAAUCAAACCCGUCCGAAAACUCGGGUCUCGUGGCGAAGGUCCACGGAGCGAAACGCGUCAUCUUCCAACAUAUCUCGGUUCCAUCGCCAGGUCCAACACCGCUCUGGCAUACCGUCAAUCCGACGAGCACUGCGGACAACGAGACCGGGAUCGCGGUGCCGUGUCGCGAUGGGAGCGUCGGAUGGGUGAAGGUACCGGGUUUUCUACGACCCGGGGACCCGGUGCUGCUGCCGUGGAGCGAGCCGACACCGUCCGAUGACGGUGUCCCGGUGCUGUUCGCGAUCGGCGGCCUGGGAGACGUACAUGGGACGGAGGGCGAUGAUGCGCGCUAUCCGCCUGUAGCUAGGACGCUACUCAUCCCCGAGUCCGCGACCGUCGACAGUGGGUUGAGAGGGCAGGGGUUACAGACGUUGGCGCAGGAGAUGAUGGGGAGGGAUGGCGGGAUGAAGGUAAGGGUUAUGAACGGGACGAUCGGUGGAGAUAAUGGGGAUGCGGAGGCGAGGCGAAUGGAGCGGGUUGGAAAACGGAGAUACUUGUGUGACGUGGAUGCUGAUGGGUGGAAGCUAUUGCUGACGAAGUGGGAGAAGGUCCGAAAUACCCAGAGUACGGAAUUGUAAAGUCGAGCAAUUGUACAUAGACCGACGGACAUAGUUUCGCCUGAUAGCAUAUGUAGAAUAUUUUUUGAUUAGGAGCUAUGCUAAGCAGCU